Messenger RNA from Theobroma cacao (cacao), 2704 nucleotides. RefSeq names its product patellin-3-like. Lineage: Eukaryota; Viridiplantae; Streptophyta; Magnoliopsida; Malvales; Malvaceae. The record is from RefSeq and is a predicted model, not a curated record. Gene Ontology annotation, molecular function: lipid binding.
AGGCUGCAACGCAAGGGUGAAGUGUUGUCUGAUAACACAAAAAAGGGGCAUUGCAUACAGUUGGAGAACUUUUUAGAGCAUAGGAUUCCAUUUCCCUUUUUUCUUACCGUUCCACUCCCUUGUCCUUUUGAACCUUCUCUCUUGUUCUCUUCACACCCUUCACUUCACUUCACUGCGUCUCUCUCUCUGCCCUUUCUUUCCCUUCACAUGGCCGAUGAAACUCCAGCCCCAGCUCCCCCUGUGGCAGCACCGCCGCCGCCGCCGCCGCCACCCGCCGUAACCGAGUCUGAUUCUCCAGCUGUUGUAGAAAAAGAAGACCCUUCACCGCCAUCUCCUGUAGAUGUUGUAUCCGUUACUGUUACGGAAUCUGUUUCAACUGCUAUAGAAGAAAAAGAGGAGCAGACGCCGGCGGCGGAACCUGUUGAAGUGGUACCUGAUUCAACGGAUAAAGGAGAAGAAGAGCCGCCUUUACCGCCACCACCGCAACCAGUGAAGUCAGAAUCUGAGUCACCAGCUGUAACAGAGAAAGCAAAGGAAGAAGAACCACCAGCUGUAACAGAGAAAGCAAAGGAAGAAGAACCACCAGCUGCAACAGAAAAAGCAAAGGAAGAACCACCAGCAGCAACUGUAGCGGUGUUGGAAACUGAGCUACAGCAACCACCAGAACUGCCGCCGCAAGAGGUGGUUACGGAGUCGAAGUCGCUGGCGGCGAUGAUGGAGAAAGAAGAGGGAGGAGCACCAGAGCCUACUGUGGCUACUACCACAACAACUAGUGCUGAAGAAGGGGUUGCUGUUGUUGUUGAAGAGAAAAAGAUUCCUCAGAAUUUGGGUUCUUUCAAAGAGGAAAGCAACAAAGUGGCGGAUCUAUCCGAUUUCGAAAGAAAAGCUUUGGAAGAACUGAAGCACUUUGUACAGGAAGCUAUAGAUACUCACCUUUUCACUUCAGAAACCAAAAGUGAAGAAAACCCAGAAAAGGAAAAGAAAGAAGAGCCAAAAGAGGUUUCCAUUUGGGGUAUCCCUCUUUUAAAGGAUGAUAGGAGUGAUGUCAUCCUUUUGAAGUUCUUAAGGGCGAGGGAUUUUAAAGUGAAAGAUGCGUUUGUAAUGAUAAAAAACACGAUCCGAUGGAGGAAAGAGUUCGGAAUCGAUGAGCUUUUGGAUGAAGAUCUUGGUGAUGAUAUGGAGAAAGUUGUGUUCAUGCAUGGACAAGAUAGGGAAGGGCAUCCUGUUUGUUACAAUGUUUAUGGGGAGUUUCAGAAUAAGGAUUUGUACCAGAAAGCGUUUUCAGAUGAGGAGAAGCGAAUGAAGUUUCUUCGUUGGCGGAUUCAGUUCUUGGAGAAGAGUAUCAGGAAGCUUGAUUUUAGUCCUGAUGGUAUUAAUACUAUUUUUCAGGUCAGUGAUCUCAAGAAUUCUCCUGGACCUGGAAAACGGGAGCUUAGGUUGGCGACAAAACAGGCUCUUCAGUUGCUUCAGGACAAUUAUCCGGAGUUUGUUGCAAAACAGGUGUUUAUUAAUGUUCCUUGGUGGUAUCUCGUGUUCUAUACAAUGAUUAGUCCAUUCAUGACUCAAAGAACCAAGAGCAAGUUUGUUUUUGCAGGGCCAGCAAAAUCUGCUGAAACCCUUUUCAAGUACAUGGCACCAGAGCAAGUACCAAUUCAAUAUGGUGGCUUGAGUGUGGAUUACUGUGAUUGCAACCCAGAAUUCGGUGACGCUGAUCCUGCCACUGAGAUUACUGUGAAACCAGGGACCAAGCAAACUGUUGAAAUAACAAUCUAUGAGAAAUGUGACCUUGUAUGGGAGAUCCGGGUAGUUGGGUGGGAGGUGAGCUAUGGAGCUGAAUUCAUGCCAAAUGCUAAAGAUAGCUACACGGUCAUCAUUCAGAAACCCACAAAGAUGUCUCCAAAAGAUGAGCCAGUUGUGUCUCAAUGCUUCAGAGUUGGUGAACUGGGUAAAGUAUUACUUACUGUUGACAACCCAACUUCAAAAAAGAAGAAGCUUGUCUACAGGUUCAAGGUUAAACCCCACUGCGACUGAGGGACAUGCGGGAACUGAAGUUGCUUUUAGUUGAAGAAAAUGUAGUAUAAAUCUUUGCAGGAGCUGGGAAAUUGUGGUUGCACAGUUGCUAUCUGCCUACUAUCAAUACAAUACUUUGUUAUUGAACUUUAUUCACAGUUGCUACCAAAUCAAGACUUGUCUUCCCCCCGUAAGAUGUGUUAUUAUUGUUGAUGUAAUUGUUUACUUUGAGUUGCCAUAAAUGAGUGGUUAAUCCCCCUUUUCCUUUUAAAUCUAUAUAUCAGAAAAACUUGUAAAUGAGGUGCUGCCAACGAAAGUGAUCCCAGCAAAAUGCAUGGGAGAAAAUACACUUUUAGCUCCCUAAUGCUAAGUUCUUACUAUGCGUAGGAACUGGAAGGCUGUUGCUUGACAUGCUAGCUGAAUAAUCAAGUAACCCUUAGAACUAUACGUAGGAUCUCUGUGGGACAAUCUUUGUUAACUUGGGAACUUGGGUAUCUUUGGAAGUAACCAUUCCUGCUACAGAUUGUUUGCAUCUGGCAUGGGAAGCCACUGUUCUUCCUAUCCACUGAACAUUUUUCGUUUAGAAUACAGCUGAUCGAAUCAUGGAUGGAAGCUUAGAGUUGUACAAGCGUUUAGAAGAUUGGGAUUUUGUAAUCUUCAUAGAUAAUGGAUGGUGGAGGGCCCAAAAAGCAAA